UGGCGAGCGUCUGCCAUUAUUUCCCUCGUUCGAUGCCGAAGCGAAUUCCGUGGUUGGAGAGGGUCAUUGCAGCCGACGAGGCCGAUGCAGACGUCGUUUUGGUGGGGUUCAAGUCCUAUGAUGUAGCCAAAAGCAACACUAUGGCGUGUACUAUGUGCCUCGCCUCCGAGCACCAUCGUAUGCGAUACAGGCUGCUUGUAUGCACCUCGAGUGCAUGCAGUGAAGCUCAGGAAGAUGCUUGCGCGUGGCGGGGAAAGAUACUAACGUGUCUAAGUACAAAUCGAGUCUCCGUCUACGACUACGGCGACCAUACGGCCGAGGGUUUCUCGCCAAAAAAGAAGAAACUGAGUGCGUCCCAGAAGACCUUCUGCAGAGAGAUGGCGAAGAAUCAGCUUCGGCCCCUACGAAUCCGUCACGCCAUGGCUUGCAAGUUCUCGACUCCGCUUGAGAAUUUGCCAAACUUAAGCGUCGUCCAGAACUUUGUAAACCACUAUUCCAGGACCAAUCUCGAGAACCACGAUAGGGUGGAUGAGAUAAGAGAGUGGAUCCAUGCGAGGAACUUUACCGGAGCAGAGUCAAAGGACCAGGCGUUCACGUUUAGCUGGGAGGUGGACGAGAAAGGCAAGUCCGUAGUGGGGAAUGGAUCAGAUGCGAAGCCGUUCGUUAUUGAGCUGACCACGAAAGGGCUCGUUACACAAAUGCUACUGCCACCGGACAGCUUCAUCCUGCAUGUAGAUGCAACAUACAAGAUGAAUCAUCGGGGAUAUCCAGUCGUGGUUGUUGGCAUUUCGGACCGCGCUAGAGUCUUCCAUCUUGUGGCGCUGUUUAUCGUCUCCCAAGAAACUCAGCCUAUCUUCGAGGCUGUGCUACUUUCUCUACGGCGUUUAUUUUACUAUAUAACGUGCAGGGACCUGGUAGUGCGGUACGCGUUGGCUGACGCGGACCAGGCGCAGUAUAACGCACUCAGCUCGAAGACGAUUAAAGGAUUUCCCUCGCUCCUAUCAUCUAGCGUAAUGCGAGACGUAUACGAUCUGCAUUUUGUGCGAAGCGAAUUCGACUUCGUGCGAAUGCGGGAGCAAAUUUUGUCGAACUGGAAAAGCAACCCGUACUUGGUGGGAUUUGCUCAGUAUAUGACGGACCAAUGGCUGUAUGGGAGGUACUGGAAGUGGCAGCGCUACUUCACGCCGCCGGGCUUCGCCUCGACAAAUAACCCGGUUGAAACGUUCAAUGCCCGUUUAAAGCGCGACUACACUUUGAGACGUAGGCUCAAAAUGGGUACACUACUGCGUGAGUUGUCUGCCUGUUGCCACGACGUUUCGUCUACCAUCCGAUCUUUCAGUUUUGAGAUUGCUAUCCAGCCCACCCUCACACGCAGGGUGAGCGAGAUGGUCAAACAAUCGUUAAUAGGCUUCUGGAACGGAGGUUGUUCGCCUCCUGCGUGUGCUGUAAGCUCCGACACGGUACAUGUGGUAUCGAGGAUGGCGCAGCGAGUUCAAGUUGCUCCACACAAAAGGACUGAGGUCGGGAUCGCUGUAUCUGCGCAAAUGGGCGCGAACUACGCUCGUAUGGAGGUUCAAGGGCAGCCUUGGGGAGGUUGGCCAGUUGAUAUCACGCACCGCUGGUGUCCUUGUGGCUACUGCUACGCAUUUGGUAUAUGCGUGCAUGUACUUUUCGCUCUUCGCGCUACGGAGACUGUCGACAGCAGUGGACGCAACGUGCUGGUCAAUCGCAACAAGCGAAAGCGCAGCGGAGGCGACUCGGGGGGAAGACCACGUGCUGUUGGGCCUGAUUUGACGUUUUAG
This is a messenger RNA of Phytophthora nicotianae INRA-310, 1802 nucleotides long. RefSeq lists its product as hypothetical. The transcript has 2 exons. The record is from RefSeq and is a predicted model, not a curated record. Lineage: Eukaryota; Oomycota; Peronosporomycetes; Peronosporales; Peronosporaceae. Bases 33 to 1802 code for a protein of 589 amino acids.